Didymodactylos carnosus is the source of this 483-nucleotide messenger RNA. The record is from the annotation of a GenBank genome assembly. NCBI's taxonomy places the organism in Eukaryota, Metazoa, Rotifera, Eurotatoria, Philodinida, Philodinidae.
AUUUGAUUAUGGUCGAAUUUUGAGGGACGUUUCUUCAAAAGAAAGUUUUGAAAAACGCGACUUAUUCCGAUUUUUGACGUUUUAAUGACGUUUUAAAACGUCACCGGUCUCGAAAGGGUUAAUCAAGAUUUAUUUGUUGAACAAUUAUUACUUUGUUCAAUGACUGGUUAUGAAGAAUUAUUAAGUUAUGAUUGGUUUAAUAUAAUUCUUACAUGGCAACAUCCAGAGUAUGGUUGUAUUAGUAAUGCAUCAGAAACAAAUCGAUUUUAUCGACAUACAAAACGACAUUCAUUAAGUGAACAAAUAAUGAGUAAUGGAUGUUUAUCACAUAAAAGUGGUUUAGCAGCUGGUUUAUCAGCAACUUAUUCUCGGAUUUUUUACAAUAAGAAACUAGCCGACACUCGAGUUUCACGACUGCGAAAUACGAUGCGAAGUUCCGAAUCUCAGUUUUCGAGAAAUCGAAAAUUUGUAAAAAUCAAAUAA